Drosophila biarmipes is the source of this 2613-nucleotide messenger RNA. RefSeq names its product mediator of RNA polymerase II transcription subunit 15 (gene MED15). The record is from RefSeq and is a predicted model, not a curated record. Lineage: Eukaryota; Metazoa; Arthropoda; Insecta; Diptera; Drosophilidae. The transcript has 6 exons. Gene Ontology annotation, biological process: regulation of DNA-templated transcription. Bases 109 to 2352 code for a protein of 747 amino acids. Gene Ontology annotation, molecular function: transcription coregulator activity.
CCCGGUUUUCCCACCUCUAUGUUGAAGCCAGCUGUGAAAUUUUGUAAUUGUGAAAUUGUGGCGUCUAAAUUGUUUAAUUGAUUGAAAAGCCCCAAACUCCUUGCCAAGAUGACCGAAGAUUGGCAGAGCCAGAAGUUCCGUCAGAACGUCAUCUCCAAGAUCCACGACUUGUUGCCACCGAACGCGGCGGACCAGUCCAAGAAUGCCAGCGUUAUGGAGAGCCACAUAUUCCGGAAGUCCCGCACCAAGGACGAGUACUUGGGCCUAGUGGCCAAGCUGUUCAUGCACUACAAGGACAUGUCGCGCAAGUCCCAGCAGCAGCAGCAACAACAACAGCAGCAACAGCAGGGCGGCCCGCCUCCGAACGCGGAAAUGGGCGGCGGGCAGAACAUGAUGCAGGAUCCACUAAACGCACUGCAAAACCUCGCCAGCCAAGGCAACCGGAAUCCCCAGAUGAUGCCCAUGGGCGCCGGUGGCGGCGCUCCGGUGCCCGGUGGCCCUGGAACCGCCUCCAAUCUGCUGCAAUCCCUGAAUCAACAGCGUCCCGGGCAGCAGCAAAUGCAGCCCUUGCCCAACAUCCGAGGCCAGAUGCCCAUGGGUGCGGGUGGCGGAGGUGGAGCCCAGCAGAUGAUGCAGGUGCAGCAGAUGCAGCAGGGCGGAAACGCACCGGGAGUGAUGAACGUGAUGGGAGCCGGCGGCGGGCAGAAUCAGGGCCAGAUCGUUGGCAACCCGGGGCAGCAGAUGGGCGUGGGCAUGCCCAAUCAAAUGGUGGGACCGGGACCAAACAGUGGUCCCGCGGUGGGCGGAGCCGUCGGAGGAAAUGCUGCUCCUGGAGCAGCUGGUCCCGGGCCAAACCAAAUGCAGGGCGGGCCGAUGAAUGUAAAUGCCAUGCAACAGAUGCCACCCAUGCAGCAGAUUCAGCAGAACCAGAUGGGAAUGGGCAUGAAUCCGAUGAUGCGGAUGGGCCAAGGCAACGGCAUGGGCGGACCUCAGGGCAUGCCUGGCCAGGGCAUGCAGGGAAUGCCGCAGGGCCCGCAUAAUGUGGUUGGCGGCCCGGCGGGCCAGCAGCAAGUGGGCGGAGCAGGCCUGCCGCCCAAUGCAGUCCAGCAGGGAGGAAUGAACCCAAUGGGCGGUAUGGGCGUAAACAUGCCACCGAAUAUGCAGCAGAAGCCAAACAUGCCCAUGGGCCAGGGAGGUCAAAUGUUCCCCGGAAAUCGAGGAGGCGUUGGAGUCGGCGGUCAGCAGCCAGGGCAGCCCUUCAUGCGAUCCAGUCCCUCGCCAGCGGAUGCCCAGCAACUGCAGCAGCAGGCUCAGCUCCAGCAGAUGCAACAACAGCUGGUGGUGGGCAAUCAGACGCCCACGCAGCAGCCUGCGACCCCGCAGAUGCCCACGCCGAAUAUGAUUCCGAGCCCGGCGUUGGUGCCGCAGUCCAGUCCGCAGAUGAUGCAGAUGCAGAAUCCGCAGCGCAACAUCCGCCAGCAGUCGCCGAGUGCCUCGAUCAACACACCUGGUCAGGUCACCGGAAACAGCCCGUUCAAUCCCCAGGAGGAGGCGUUGUACCGCGAGAAAUAUAAGCAGCUCACCAAGUACAUAGAGCCGCUGAAACGGAUGCUGGCCAAGAUCAGCAACGAUGGAACAAAUGUGGAGAAGAUGACCAAGAUGAGUAAGUUGCUGGAGAUCCUUUGCAAUCCUACACAGCGGGUUCCGCUUGAAACUCUCCUGAAGUGUGAGAAAGCUCUUGAGAAGAUGGACCUGAUCUCCUAUUCCGGCCAGCAGUUUGGAAAAUCCUCAAACCCUUUGCUGGAGGUUAUAAAUACCACGCUGCAAAGUCCAGUGGCAAAUCACACACUGCAUCGCACCUUCCGACCCACACUGGAACUGCUCUUUGGUACGGAUAUUACAGCUCCGGUACCCACGAAGAGACCUCGAGUGGAGGAGAAGGCCUCGCCCUUCGAGCAGGAUGUACCUCAUGUGCUCCAAGGCGAAAUUGCACGGCUGGACAGCAAGUUUAAGGUGAAGCUGGACACCACAUCGCAGAUAAACAACAAGGCCAUACGCCUGAUUUGCUGCCUGGAUGACAAGCGACUGCCCAGUGUUCCGCCAGUGAGUGUCAGUGUGCCGGAGGAGUAUCCCUGGCAGGCUCCGGACUGCUCCUUGGUGGAACAGGAGUACUCGGCCACCCCCUUCCUGCAGACCGUCCAGCAAGCGCUCAUCGCUCGCAUGUCCAAGCUGCCCAAGAACUACUCGCUCUCACACCUCUUGGACACCUGGGAAAUGGCCGUGCGGCAGGCGUGCUCCCCCCAAUCGAAGCCCAGCGCAGUUUGCGAGCUCUCCACUUUGUUGGGCGUAUAGACCUACCAUGUGGUUACGACUCAACUAUUAUUACCGACUCUAGAACUAGCUGAGUGUGUGGGAAAUCAAAUUCACCACAUAUUCCCAAUUGAAAAUGCGGCUUGAGGAUCUAAGUAUAUUUAAGAUAAAAUACAAUUUAAUCACUUUAAGCUAAGCAAAGUUGAAGUCUUGCUGCAGCGUGGCGAAGCAAGCAAUUAUCAGCUCCAUCAACACACUCACCAAUCAACACAAAAUACACAACUCAAAUAUCCUGGUAUCCAA